GCAUAGUGGUGACGGUCUUGCCGAGAUGAUAGUGUACUAUGGGGAACACACACGCGAAGCCCCAUCCUAAACCAAGAAAUAAAAAACAAGUACACUGGAAGGCUGCAGAUUAUGCAGAAUUGCGAGAAAAAGUGGACAAAUUAAUCCAUCCAGCGUCUAGGAGUUGUGACCGCCCCUCCCCGCCCGGCAAGCCCCACCUCUCCGACAACGACCUCACCCCCGACCUUGUGACCAUCGCCUGGUCUAAGCCAAUCCGCGAUGGCGGCUCGCCAAUCACCGGCUACCUCGUCGAACACCGCCGUACCGGCUCCCCCCACUGGGUCCGCGCCACGCCCCUCCUCGUCCCCUUCCCCGAACUCACCCUCAGCGGUCUCGAGCCCGGUUGGCGCUACCAAUUCCGCGUCCGCGCCGAAAACGGCGUCGGUCUCUCCGAACCUAGCGACAUCUCUGAACCUUUAACUGUAACUCUGCAAAAAUUCGCAAUCACUGCACCGAAAUUUACUGAAGAGCUCAAAGACGCAACUGCUCUCGAGAAUGACAAGGUUGAGUUUGUUGUGCACUUCUUGGGGCAACCGGCGCCGAAGAUUUGCUGGUUUAAAGACGGGUUUGAGAUUUUUAGUAGCAGGAGGACUAGGAUUUUGACGGAGAAUGAUCGAAGUGUGUUGACUAUUCACCAGAGUGCGCUGGCGGAUGAGGGCGAAAUCAAGUGUACUGCGACGAAUAAGGCGGGGCAUGCGUCCACGAAGGCGAGACUAACGCUGGAAGCCCCUCCCAGUAUUCGACUACCGAGACAAUACGAAGAUGGGUUGUUGUUCGAGAUUGGAGAAGUUAUUAGGUUGAAGGUUUCAGUAGCUGGAAGGCCGACUCCAUUGGUUUUUUGGAGCCAUGAUGGAGAAUCGAUUCAAAAUAACGACCGAUAUGAAAUCGAGUACGUCGAUAAGUGUUCAGUUUUGAAAAUCGCUGAAGCGACGAGAGGUGACCGAGGGGAGUACCAGAUUAAGGCUGUCAACAAGAUUGGGGAAGAUUUGGCCUCGUUUUUGGUCACCAUCACCGACAAGCCUUCACCACCAGGCCGGGCGAGGGUCGUGAUGACCCUAGGACGGUCAGUGACCCUCUCCUGGAGCACCCCCGACGACGACGGGGGUUGCAAAAUUGGAAAUUACAUCGUGGAGUACUACAGACUUGGGUGGAACGUUUGGCUCAAAGCUGCCACUAGUAGACAACUCACCACAAUCCUAGGGGACUUAAUCGAAGGAAGCGAGUACAAAUUCCGGGUCAAAGCCGAGAGUCCAUACGGGAUUAGCGAACCCGGAGACGAAUCAGACAUUGUUUUCAUCCCUGACCCCAAAAGAGGGAUCACUUCGCCCCAAGCGCGCAGUCAAAGCCAACCUAAGGACAUCAUCGAUGAAAUCACGUCAGUCCCAAUUGCAGCCAAAAGACGACCAAAACCCCGAUCACAAUCAUCCAUAGCUAAAGCAGAAGCCUUCACAAACUACUACGAUGAAACGCCCAAACGUCCAGAACGAAACAAAAUUAAAAGUCCUCCAAAAACCCCAGAAGCUUCACCCAGCCCAGUCCGAAAGGACGUCAGUCCACAAACAAUCCUCGAUCGGGCUUCCCUAGCCCGUGAUUUGGCUUACGGCAGCCCGGAACUUAAAAUGAAGAAAACCGAAGAGUUACUACAACCCACUUUUGGGAAAAAUUUACCAGAAAAGACAAAUAGUCCUCUAGCACUUGAAACCAAAAGUCCAAGUCCGCCAAAAUCGAGAACUCCAAGUCCUAAUUUUACACCAGAAGAUAAGAGCAAAACUCCGAGUCCGAAAGACAAAAGGAGUCUCCUUCGGGAAAAGUCGGAAGAGAGUUCAGAGUUUAUGCUGGUGUUGUAUCCGGAUGCUAAUGAAAAAGGUCGUCGAAGGUCCAGUCAAAAUUUCGAGUUCGACUUCAACGAGUUCGAUAUUCCGCCACCACUGUCUCUCUCAGCUCCUGAGCUAGGCGCAGAACCCCCUGUUUUCGAAAACUUGAAAACAUCAGCGAGUUCCACUGAGUUGUUGCACGAACGUGCCAUGAUGAGAUUUAACGAAGCUGCAGCCGCUGAAGAAGAAGAUUUGAAGAAAAGAAGAAGGUUCAGUUAUGACGGACAACACAACAUCGAGAUUCCCAAAAUCCAAAUCAAUUCUAAGGACGAUCAGGAUAUUGUCGGUCUAGAGCGGAAACCUUCUCGCAGAAAAUCUUCAGGAAGUGUGGUCCAGCAGCAACUACUCUGGGCCCAGAAACGGUUCAGUUUGAAGAAUUCGAACGAUUUGAAUGAAUUUAUCGAAACGAAAUUGCAAAAAUUGCCGAGGCAAAAUUCAGACACUGACACCCCAAAGAAAGAAAUGAUUAGGCAAAGAUCAGAAUCUGAAGAGCGAGAGGAAGAAGAGUUUAAUCGAGUUAGGGCACAAAUGGGUCUACAAGGACAGUCCAGUUUUGAAAAACGAAGCAUUGAAGUGGUCGAUGAAGAUAAGUGGUUAGAGGAUUACGAAGAAAGUUUAUCAGAGUCGGAAACAGAAUCUGAAGAUGAACGGGAUUUCGAUAUCCAACCCCCUACCCGAAUUUACAGCGAUGAAGAAGAAACGUACCAUCCGGGAGCUAUGACGACGCCCCGGAAACCCUCAGUGAGUGACGAACCGUUUGAAAUUUUAACCAAAAGGAACAAACUUCCGGACCCGAAUUUCGUACCAAAGCCCAUUUUGAAGAAAACUGAAGAUAAAGUAGAACCACCAAAGCAGGUUCCAAGUACCAAAGUCCGGUCACAUUCACCCAUGCCUCAGUUUAGACAAGAAGUGACUAGAGGGCGCUCGCAAUCUUUGGCUCAACCACCACUAGAAUUGUCAAAUGGCAAAAAUAAGAUUUUCCAACGCUCGAUUUCUCUUGUUGCUGAUGAAAAUACCGAACCUGAAAAAAUCUCCCCAACACUUCAGGCUGCUCCAGGCCGGAAUAUUUCAGCAGUAGCGACUCUUUGCGGUAUUACUGCUGCUAGUAUUGUCAUACCAGAGAAACUGCUUCAGAAGAAGAAUGAUGAAGAAGAGUCAAAAGUUGUGGUGGAUCAUUAUAUGGACAUUGUGAGGAGUUAUGGUCAAAGGAAGAAGAGUAAUCCGCAAAUAAUGCCCCAGAGCUGGAGAGAAACAGAAGAAAUGAAACCAGAAGUGAAAACUUGGAGUACCACUAAUGAGGAAAACAAAGGAGAAGUUGACAUUGAGAGAAGUUAUAGUCAAAGAAAGAAGAGUAAUCCUCAAAUAUUACCCCAAAGUUGGGGGGAGGCAGAAGCAACGAAAAUUUGGAGUACUACCAAUGAAGAACAAGGUGAACAGCCAAUGAAAUCUCAAGAAAUAGAAUCACCACCCAAAACACCCCCACCUGAAAGGAGCCCCUCUCCACAAAAAGCUCCCCCAAGCCAGCAAAGGGGCCGAACCAUCAAUCAUAAACCUCGUAGAGCUUCCAGUCGUUCUAAAACCCCCUCUCGGUCCCCUUCUAGACUUGAAAACUGGUCAGGCCGGUCUCAACGCAAAACCAGUCCUUCCCCCGUAAAACGCAAAACUUCACCUUCUCCCAUGAAAGUCAGAAAAUCGCCAUCACCGAUCCCACUAGCCAAACCUCGACCCAAAUUACGCGAAAUCAUGACUCAGACUUCCAUCGGUUUGGAGCUGAACUAUUCCAGCGAUUCCAGAGCUUCAACGCCUCACGACAGGAGGCAAGAGGAGCUUUUGGCCAAAGCUGAAGUCAAAGUUCGAAGCUUUGUUGAUUAUCUCACUGAUCUAGCGAUGUUCUUUGUGGCUUGUUGGUUGUAUUUGUUCAGCAAUGAACUUUUGGCGAUUCCUGUUUUGUUAGUCAUGGUUUAUAGACAGUUGAAGAAUGAGAUUGGGAGAAGGAUACCGCGAUGGAUUGUUAGACGAUUUAAUAAAAAGAAAGCAAAAAAGUCAUAAAACAUGAUUUGGUUUUUUAUUCGUUCCUAAGUGUCCAAUUUGCACGGUUUUUUCUAUUGUUUGUGUGCGAUGUUAUGAAAUCUAUGACUUCACUUAUCUAACUUUAAUCAGUGAUUGUAUUUUCUUACAUUUUAAGCGGUGUAAAUAAUUUUUAUCAAACGAAAUGUAAUGGUUUAACUGACCUUUAAUAAAAUAAAACUUAUCUGUU
Messenger RNA from Tribolium madens (black flour beetle), 4170 nucleotides. It is a transcript of the gene MnM, whose product is annotated as muscle M-line assembly protein unc-89. Bases 39 to 3962 code for a protein of 1307 amino acids. The transcript has 4 exons. Lineage: Eukaryota; Metazoa; Arthropoda; Insecta; Coleoptera; Tenebrionidae. Gene Ontology annotation, molecular function: protein binding. The record is from RefSeq and is a predicted model, not a curated record.